AUGGUCUGGACUGUGACAAAGGCUCCUGUCGUGCUGCGUCUCGCUGCGGAUCUCGGUGAGUAUAUACUUGAGUGGGGUCUUGCUGAGAUCUGCGUCCUUGGUCUGGGUGUUGUGUGUCAACUGGAGCAUCUUGUUGACGUGGCUGGCCGUGUUCUGCUGGAUCUCGAUGUGCACAGGCGCCAGGGGUAUUUAGUAGGGAGAUGGGGUAAGGUCCUUCUCGAACUGGAGGAUGAGGCUCUGCUUGCGCGAACACGGGAUGAUCUGCUCGUUGUGGAACAUUCAUCUGUUGCUGAAGAUGGUGUGCUGGCCGAGGUGCGGCUUGAUUCCAUUCUGGUCGACCCUGAGGAGGGCUUUGUUGAUGGUGGUGCGCAAGGUCUCGAGGGUGGUGGUCUGGUCGUAGAUCUUGGCCUUGAUGAUAUUGCUGACCAUGCUGAAGAUACGGAGGUGGGUCCGGAUUCUGCCAAUGACUUGUGGUCUGGGGGUAGGAGUGAGGUUGUGGAUGUAGAGGUGCUGGGCGUACUUCCGGGUGAUCGCUGCGACCAUGUUGUUGAGGACUGGCAUGUUGGUGGUGAAGAUGGAUGUUCUGGUUGGUCGUCGGUGAAUGUGGGCCCGUCGUUUGACUCGAAGGUGCGUAUCCUGCUGCAUCAUCACGACGAUGCGUCGGAGGGCCGAACUGCAUUUGAUCCAAAAACGCGGCUGGUGCUAUCCAUUGUGGCCGUAGAGAUGCUGCAUCCUGGUGGGGUGGCCACUGGUAUUGAGCGUGUACUCCUCCGGCUGGUGGGUGUUGAUUCCAUCGACCUUGCCAUCCUUGAUCGUCUCCUGGGUAAUGUGUCGUCGGGUGUGGCGUCUCGGGAGGAGGAGGAGGAGGAUGUGCUUGAUAGUCUGGUGGAGGAGGAGGAGGAGGCGGCUGCCGCUGCCAACUUUGUUGGUACCACUGGUAGCCGUCCAUGGUGCGAGUCCGAUGUAGCUGGGGUACGAGCUACUCACUACUCUGACCUAUGA
Symbiodinium natans is the source of this 1002-nucleotide messenger RNA. The record is from the annotation of a GenBank genome assembly. Lineage: Eukaryota; Dinophyceae; Suessiales; Symbiodiniaceae.